GCGACGGUGCUCCGGCGCGCGCGUGCGGCCUUUGCCUGGGCCUCGUCGAGCGGCCGGGCGAGCUGCUGGAGGUCCUGGCGGGCAAGCUGUCGGAAGGUGGCUUCGACGAUAAGAGGUGCGAGCUGAGCAUCUCGCUUCCGGUGCUCUGUGUCUUCCGACAAGAGCUCCUGCUCUGUUACCUGGAGAGCGUCGGCGGCAUGGGGGACUACUUGGACCUCAAGGACAGAGACCUAAUCCACAUGCUUGCUUCAAACCACCUGUCCAAGCUGGGUUGGACCCUGGAAGCCUGCCCAGCCGACAGCAGCGGGGAUUCAGUCCAAGAGGGCUCGGCGAGGGCCUCCGAGGUGGGCCGGCCAACUCGGACUUGGACUGCCUGCGCGGCGGCGGCGACAGGCCCAAGAAGAAGAGGAGUUGGCGUGCUGGCCCUGUCAGGCUACGGUGGAAUCCAACGCUACAACUACAAUCACAGAUGCGAUGGUUGCACAGGCUCUAGGCGGCCGCGACGCGGCGGGGUGCCUCGCGGUGGUGGGCGGCUCCUCCCUGACAGAACACCUCGGGCGCGUGGACGGGCGCGGCGCCGUGCAUCUCCAGAUAGGCCGGGAGAGCCUCUACAUCAGGGGCCGCUACCAGAAGCUGAGCCGCACGGUGCCCCAGUCGGCGCUGGCCACAGCGGCCUGGGCACGUCCUCGGUGGAAGAGCUCAUCACCAUUCCGAUAGCCAAGCUCUUCGGGGCGACCGACUGCAAGUUCCACGCUGAGGGCAGGGAGGACAUCGACGUCCGGAUGCUCGGCGCGGGCCGCACCUUCGCGGUGGAGGUCCAGAACGCGCGGCGGGCCUCGCCGACCAUGCAGGAGAGUCCACGGAGGCCGUGA
Messenger RNA from Prorocentrum cordatum, 872 nucleotides. The record is from the annotation of a GenBank genome assembly. Lineage: Eukaryota; Dinophyceae; Prorocentrales; Prorocentraceae.